AUGGCGCGCGACUUCUUCCUCCGGCGCCGUCUCGCUCCCGCGCUUCCCCCUUCCGGUUUCGCGCCAAAUCAGUCAAUCCCCAACCCUAUAUCCCGCCUACCCCUUCCUGUUUCGCAGAUGCCUGGGCCAGUGCUUCUGGUUUGCGGCGGCGCAGCAUCGAUCUGGUGGCAACAAUGGUGCAGGUCACUCCCCAACAGCACAGUCAGCAAAUAUGUGGGAUAUCCGUCGCCAGGUGGAUUUGUAAAUUUUAUAAAUCAACCUCAAUUUCUGGUGGCGCAUCCAGGAGAAAAUUUCCACCUUGUUAGACUUACUCAGGCCUUCAACCCAUUCUCUCCAACACCACAGACACCAUGUGGCAAAGGGACUCCACCAGCAGCAGCACCACCACCACCACCAGUAGAAAGGGUUGUCAACAUUGACAAUGACGAAGAUGAUGUUGAGACAAGUAGGACAGCAAAGAAAAGGCACUGGACACUUGAUGAGGAAGAAAGAUUGGCUAGUGCUUGGUUGAAUACCUCUAAAGACCUGAUAUAUGGGAAUGACAAGAGUCGUGAAAAUACAUUUUGGGGUCAGAUCAGCGACUUGUUUAACAAGAACAUCUUAAAAGGGACAUUAACCAACUGA
Molecule: messenger RNA, 624 nt
Organism: Miscanthus lutarioriparius
Lineage: Eukaryota; Viridiplantae; Streptophyta; Magnoliopsida; Poales; Poaceae
Source: the annotation of a GenBank genome assembly